This is a messenger RNA of Pyrus x bretschneideri (Chinese white pear), 1461 nucleotides long. Its product is annotated as ABC transporter I family member 6, chloroplastic. Gene Ontology annotation, molecular function: ATP hydrolysis activity; ATP binding. The coding region runs from base 121 to 1155 and encodes 344 amino acids. The record is from RefSeq and is a predicted model, not a curated record. The transcript has 7 exons. NCBI's taxonomy places the organism in Eukaryota, Viridiplantae, Streptophyta, Magnoliopsida, Rosales, Rosaceae.
UGAUGGGGGAGCCGGCCACCACCAAUAUCAUGGCUGUUGAUAAUUUAAUUUACAGUUAUGCCUUUUCCGUUGAAUUGAAUUAGAAUUUAGGGAUUUUGCAGUCGCACUGAUACCAAUCCAAUGGCGCUGUCGCGAUUUUGUUAUCCCUGUUGUUCUACUCUUCCCUCCCCACCACCACCGCCAUCCCCGCCGCAAUCUUCGUCUGUCCCUUGUCUUGGUAGCAGCUAUUCACCCUCCAAGUCCCCAGUAUUUACAGGUUCUGCCCUCCUCCGCCCUCUCCGUUGGCAAUCAAGCCACCGGCACCUGCGGUCUCUGACGGCGGUGAAGGUGAGGGGCAGCCUCUCUUCCGCCGCGGAAACUUCAAUUUCUGGCAGAGAAGGAGAGAAGGAGCUGCUACUCGAAGUGAAGGAUCUAACGGCCGUGAUUGCCGAAUCCAAACAGCAGAUUCUCAAGGGCGUCAACCUCUCUGUCUACCAAGGGGAGGUUCAUGCAAUUAUGGGAAAGAACGGUUCCGGGAAAAGCACUCUUGCCAAGGUGCUCGCCGGGCAUCCGGAUUACCAAGUUACAGGAGGUAGUGUUGUGUUUAAAGGUAACAACUUGCUCGAAAUGGCAGCAGAAGACCGGUCACUUGCCGGGCUUUUUAUGAGUUUCCAGUCCCCAGUUGAGAUCCCCGGUGUCACCAACAUUGAUUUUCUCAACAUGGCUUACAAUGCUCGCAGAAAAAAACUAGGACUGCCGGAGCUUGGACCAAUUGAGUUCUAUGCUUAUAUAUUUCCCAAACUUGAUCUUGUCAACAUGAAGACCGACUUCCUUAAUCGAAAUGUUAAUGAAGGCUUUAGUGGAGGUGAAAAGAAGCGCAAUGAGAUUUUGCAACUGGCGGUAUGGUUAUCAUUCUUAGUUUUGGGAGCAGAGUUGGCUAUAUUGGAUGAAAUUGAUUCUGGAUUGGAUGUUGAUGCACUACGAGAUGUAGCAAAGGCAGUCAAUGGGCUUCUGACUCCGACAAAUUCUGUAUUGAUGAUUACUCAUUAUCUACGACUUCUGGAAUUUAUAAAGCCAACACGUAUCCAUAUUAUCGAGGAUGGGAAAAUUAUAAAGACAGGUGACAUCUCCUUAGCAGAAGUGCUAGAGAAGGAAGGGUACAAAGCAAUUUCUUGAGCAUAACUUUAUGAAGGAAUGUCAUUCAAGAUAACACUGGACACAAGCUCAGAUGUAGUAUUGCUGAAACUGCUUCAGGAUUUGAUUUGGGGAAAAGCGGGUGCAGGAGUAAUGAUCUCUCCCGAAAAACCAUAAAACAUAAUCUGCGUUCACUGCUUGGUAAUUUGAGUUUUACAUUUGUCUAAUUUGUUAGGACAUAUUAUGGGCAUCAUGUGUGGAAAGUAUGAUGUGGUUUUUGCUAUUUUCAUACAGCCCUGAUACCUAAGUAAUCUCAUAUAAAAGUGAAAUAACUUGAAAGUUUUGCUA